Epithele typhae is the source of this 726-nucleotide messenger RNA. Its product is annotated as Thioesterase/thiol ester dehydrase-isomerase. Lineage: Eukaryota; Fungi; Basidiomycota; Agaricomycetes; Polyporales; Epitheliaceae. Gene Ontology annotation, molecular function: fatty acyl-CoA hydrolase activity. The transcript is spliced from 4 exons. The record is from RefSeq and is a predicted model, not a curated record. The coding region runs from base 1 to 726 and encodes 241 amino acids.
AUGAAUACCCUCCUGCGAGUAGCCACUAGACGAACAGUCACGAGCAACGCGCGGACCGCAAAAUAUCGUGCGGUUAGUGUUCAAGCCCGUCGUUCGUUGUACACCAUUGAGGCUUUGCAGGCACGAUUCCGGGACCCGACCUCGCCCUUCCACCUACCUCCUGGUACUACAGGUCCUGAAUCCCCAGAUCCUCCGGAGGAAGAACUCACCGCGGAAGAGGAGGGCUGCGCGAAGCUGGCAGAGCUCGGCUAUGAUCCAGAUAGCUUCUGGGAGCAGAAGAUUGUCUGGGGAGACCAUGACGCAUUCCAACAUGUCAACAAUGUACGCUACAUCCGUUUCUUCGAAUCCGGUCGUAUCCACUGGAUGCGCGCCCUCGGCCACGAACUAGGUGGUCCCCAGAAGUCGCAGGAGAUGAUUGCCGGCAAGGGGGUUUCCCUUAUCCUCAAGUCCCUCUCCGUCGAGUACCGCCGCCCGGUCGUCUACCCCGACACCCUUCUCGUUGCACACCGGCCACAUCCUGGCCCGCGGCCAUCGAAAACCCACUUCGGCGUGAAGGGGGCGAUGUGGUCGUACGCACAGCGACGGAUCGUGACCGAGUGCGACUCAGUACUGGUGUGGUACGACUAUGACCGGCUGACGAAGUGCGAUCCCGGAGAGGCGGUUCGGGCACUACUGGAGAGAAGGAUGCGCUUGAGGCAGGAGGGGGAUGAGGGGGCAGCGAAGUAG